AGAAAAUUUUUUUAAAAUGGCUGGCAAAUACCAUGUAAGAUCAAUUAGCUUGCCUUCAAGAUCACAUCCUACCACCCUUAGAAUUGAAGAUGAGCUGAACAGGCUCAAAACUUGGGAAGCAUCACUUUUGUCAACAUCUGAGUCGAUUUGUGCUGGUCUUUCGGGACUGGAAGACUUGUAUCAGUGCAUGGAUGAUCUUCUCAACAUGGCUUCGACCCAACAAGUCCUCUGCCUGCAUCAACACGAGCAAUGUAUUGAUGAAUUGUUGGAUAGAUCUGUGAGGCUUUUAGAUAUCUGUAGUAUUGCAAGGGAUUACAUGUUUCAACUCAAGGAACAUGUUCAUGCUCUUCAAUCUGCUCUCCGAAGGAGGAAGGGAGAUUCAAGCAUUGAGAACAACAUUAUUAAUUACACUUGCUUCAGGAAGGAGAUGAAGAAGCAGGGCAAGAAAUUGAUCACAGAAUUGAAGCAAAUGGACAACAAACUUGGAGCAGCACCCCUCCUGGAUCAGGAUCAUCAUUUCUCAGCUGUGAUUCGGGUGCUAAGAGAAGUUAAUGUAAUGAAUACUUCUAUCUUCCAAUACCUUUUCUCAUUUUUGUCAGCACCAGUUUCCUCAAAGCAAACAAGAUGGUCUCUGGUCUCAAAACUGAUGCACAAGGGGGUAAUAUCAUGUGAAGAGAAGCAAGAGAAUGUAAAUGAAUUGGAAAGCGUGGAUGCUGCACUUCGCAGACACACAUCCGAUGUUGAGAAGAUGAAAAUUGCACAUAAAAGAUUGGUGGCUUUGGAGAGUAGCAUUGAAGGCCUAGAGAACCGUCUGGAAUGCGUAUUUAGGCACUUAAUCAAAGCAAGAACCUCUCUCUUGAACGUUAUCUCUCAAUAG
Messenger RNA from Theobroma umbraticum, 877 nucleotides. RefSeq lists its product as uncharacterized. Lineage: Eukaryota; Viridiplantae; Streptophyta; Magnoliopsida; Malvales; Malvaceae. The record is from RefSeq and is a predicted model, not a curated record. Gene Ontology annotation, biological process: shoot system development; root development.